Silurus meridionalis is the source of this 1900-nucleotide messenger RNA. RefSeq names its product chemokine-like protein TAFA-4. Bases 344 to 754 code for a protein of 136 amino acids. Lineage: Eukaryota; Metazoa; Chordata; Actinopteri; Siluriformes; Siluridae. The record is from RefSeq and is a predicted model, not a curated record. The transcript has 4 exons. Gene Ontology annotation, molecular function: receptor ligand activity.
GGGUGUGACAGAAAAGCGACAGCGAGCUGCACGCGCGAAACCCAGCACUCAUUCUGCACGAGCUCCUUCUCUACUCCUCAAACUUGGAGAUCACUUCUUUACUUGAGGUCACUUUGUUUUAAACUUUUUUCUUACUUUCGUAAUUUUUUUCCCCACUGUUUAUAAAUGCAUUUCCUAUGCAGAAAAAAGUGUUUUUGAUUUUCCUGAACAUCAAGACAUCAGACAGUUGAACACAGUUCUACCUCUAAUGCAGGGAUUCAAGGUGAUAUUUAACUAAAAGUGCUGGAACACCCUGGCCCUUCUGGUGUUUCUUCCCCAAACAGCUACGGGAGUACAAACGCAGAUGUCUGAGAAGCUAUGUGUGAUAACACCGCUGCUGCUGGUGUGUGUGUGGCUCGUGUGUGCUCAGCCAGUGUCCAGCAGCAACCGAAGCUCUAGAGGACAUCCAGGUGGAGUAAAACCUGCGGCAUGUGAGGUGGUGGCUGCCCAUCGUUGCUGCAAUAAGAAUAAGAUUGAGGAAAGAUCUCAAACAGUCAAAUGCUCAUGCCUCACAGGACAGGUGGCAGGAACAACCCAUGCACAACCGUCAUGUGUGGACGCAUCUAUUGUGCAGCUCAAGUGGUGGUGUCAGAUGGAGCCUUGCUUGGAGGGUGAGGAAUGUAAAGUUCUUCCUGACCUCAAUGGCUGGUCGUGCAUCUCUGGGAACAAAGUGAAGAUCACCAAAGUGAGCAGGCCACCGAGACCCGCAAAAUAGAAUCCGGGCAUCAAUAAGAAGUCUCAUCUGGCUCAGCUUUUCAGCACUGUAGCAGUAAUGUACAACAAUGUCUGGUGUCUAAGAAAUCCAGUCUUGACCCCAAUUGCUGGAUUCCUGCUCUUAGCCAGCCUGUAAAUGUUAGUGGCUGCAGGUGUGGAGAUGGAUAUUACGCCCACGGCUGCUGGGAUUUCUUUCUGAUAUGGUUAUUGGUACUACACUUGCACUAAACAUCUGAUUCUCUCUUGUCCUCUCCUAUCUUGUUUUGCACAGGUGACACAAUGACACUAUAGCGCGAUACGUACGUUUUGACAUCACACUUUAAGGAAGGUGCCGAAAUUUGUAAUGUGGUGUUACUACAAUCCUCUACAGCUACAAGUGUUGAGAGUACCCAAAUGUAUGCAAACAAGAGGAUGUGUGAAGCGUAUUUACAUGCAUUAUAUACGAGUUCACUUUCUCUCUGUGGGUAAUGAACCUGUUCCUCUUGUUUUAUCUUUCAGCAAUUAUGAGGAGGGAUUUUAAUGCAAACCCUGUUUAGUUUAUCGUCUUCAAAAUGUUUUCACCAUUCACAGAAAUCCAACAAUCUUACUAAAGACCUUUUUUAUGUAAAUAAAUUUUAUGACAUUCAUUGCUGAGUAUUACAGGCUCGCCAGACUUCCUGCAGAGUUCAUGUCACUAAGUCAUUUAUGUUGUCAUCUCAAAGUUACAUUCUUGUAUUAUUCCCUUCUCGCACUCUGCCAUAAGCAUAGUAAUACUAUUCUUGCAGUUGACAUUUCAGACCAUACUGAAACUUACACACGCCCGCACACAUACACAGUCUGCUGGAGCCUGAAUUAUGUCCACUCUGACACUGGUGUAAAGUCCCAGCAGAGCUCCCUGCCUCUGACAGGCUGAGAGAAACAUGAAAAUAUUCAAAUAAUGCCCUAACACACAUGCACACACUCACCCACUUGCCGGCCCCAUUUAUUUUCCAUCUGACUGGUUUGACACACCGCCUGCAAGCCUGUAGAGACAACUAUAGAGCUCUGUAUGGCAGAGAUCGAGAUUUUUCAAUACAUUUUCCUAUUAAUUUUAUACUGUAAUAUUGUUCAUGUUUGUUUAAACCUAAUUUUGAUGACCGUUAAAAAUAGCUGAAAUAAAUGAACCUCC